Nestor notabilis (Kea) is the source of this 1285-nucleotide messenger RNA. It is a transcript of the gene WASHC1, whose product is annotated as WAS protein family homolog 1. NCBI's taxonomy places the organism in Eukaryota, Metazoa, Chordata, Aves, Psittaciformes, Psittacidae. The record is from RefSeq and is a predicted model, not a curated record. Gene Ontology annotation, cellular component: recycling endosome; early endosome; WASH complex. The transcript is spliced from 9 exons. The annotation marks the transcript as partial. Gene Ontology annotation, molecular function: actin binding; gamma-tubulin binding; alpha-tubulin binding. Gene Ontology annotation, biological process: endocytic recycling; exocytosis; Arp2/3 complex-mediated actin nucleation.
GAUCUCCCAGCGAGUGGAGGCCAGCCGGGCACAGCUUCAGGCAAUUGGGGAGAGGGUCACACUCGCCCAAGCGAAGAUUGAGAAGAUAAAGGGCAGCAAGAAGGCUAUUAAGGUGUUUUCCAGUGCCAAGUAUCCAGCUCCUGAACGGCUGCAGGAAUACAGUUCAAUUUUUGCUGGUGCAGAAGACCCAGCUAAACAGAAAUGGCCAAGACACAAGAUUCAGAGCAAACACCGAAUGCUGGAUGAGAAAGCUCUGCAGGAGAAGCUUAAGUACUUCCCUGUGUGUGUGAGCACCAAAAUUCACCAGGAGGAUGAUGCAGAAGAAGGUCUUGGCAGCCUCCCCAGGAAUAUCAGCUCCCUCAGCUCCCUGCUGCUGUUCAACACCACCGAGAACCUGUACAAGAAGUAUGUUUUUCUGGAUCCUCUGGCUGGAGCAGUGACCAAGACUCAUGUGGCUCUGGAAACAGAGACAGAAGAGAAGCUCUUUGAUGCUCCUCUUUCCAUCACCAAGAGGGGACAGCUGGACCGACAAGUAGCUGAAAAUUACUUCUAUGUGCCAGACCUGGGGCAGGUCCCUGAGAUAGAUGUGCCAUCCUACCUGCCAGACCUGCCUGGCAUUGCUGCAGAUCUCAUGUACAGUGCUGAUCUGGGCCCUGGCAUCGCACCGUCUGCCCCCAGCAGUGCUAUUCCAGAGCUCCCCACUUUCAACACCGAGUCAGUGGAACGUUUGCAACCAGACCUUCAAGAUGCUGAGCUGAUGCCACCACCUCCACCACCACCACCUCCACCACCACCUCCUGUUAUGCCAACUACUGUGCCUCCUCCGCCACCCCUGCCCCAGCCCACAGCCCCCUCUGAGCCAGCCCGGACAGCGAGCGAGGAGAGCAGCAGCGCCGUGCCUGCAGCUUCAGUCCAGGGAGCCCCAAAGGAGGUGGUGAACCCCUCUACUGGGCGUGCCAGUCUCCUGGAGUCCAUCCGCCAGGCCGGUGGCAUCGGGAAGGCCAACCUCCGCAGUGUCAAGGAGAGGAAGCUGGAGAAGAAGAAGCAGAAGGAACAAGAACAAGUGAGAGCUACGGGACAAGGUGGAGAUUUGAUGUCAGACCUCUUCAACAAGCUGGUGCUGAGGCGCAAAGGUAUUUCAGGGAAAGGGCCGGGAGCCUCUGGAAAUCCCGAUGCUCCUGGAAGUCCUGCUGGUGCCUUUGCUCGUAUGUCAGACUCAAUACCCCCGCUCCCACCACCACAGCAGCCCGCGGGUGAGGAGGAUGAGGAUGACUGGGAGUCAUAG